Molecule: messenger RNA, 761 nt
Organism: Prorocentrum cordatum
Lineage: Eukaryota; Dinophyceae; Prorocentrales; Prorocentraceae
Source: the annotation of a GenBank genome assembly
GCGAGGCGGGCGGAGCGGGCUCUGGCUCGAGCUGACGACGUCGCCCACGCGGAGGGACGUCCACGCGAGCAUCGGGCCGCUGGAGGACUCGGGGCAGGAGCCCGUCGAGAUCUGUGGUCCUGGCGGCCUCAGAUACGGGCAGCUGGAGUCCAGCCGUUGGGGCUGCCACGUGGUCCGCAACGGCGUCACGGUGCAGACCAUCUCGUCCUCGGGGCCCUUCCCGAACCUGAAGGUCUCUGCCAGCUGUGGCUCCACCGCGGCCGCAGCAGCACCCAGCGUGGCCGGCGCAGCCAACGGAGUCCAGGCCCUGGUGGUGCACACCUUUCCUGGCGCAGACGCGCCUCUGGCGCUGCUCUGCAUCCUGGCCGCCGUGGCCAUGUCGCCCGAGCUCCCAAAGGCGUGCGCGGCGCCCGCCUCGCGGACCGUGUCGCAGGCGCUCAGCCCGGCGGGGACAGGCACCGCCCCGGUGUCCCCCAGCAGCGGGCCGCACGGCGUGGGCAGCGUGGCGAGCACGCCCGCCAGCCGCCCGCAGCGGUGACGAGCCGUCGGUCGCGUGCUGCCAGAAGUGCCCCCCGGGGCCCACUGAGGGGCCGAGAAACCGUGCAUCCCGAGUCGGGCUGCCCGGGCCGCCGGUGACGCGCGGUGUCGCGGAGGCCCUCUGCGCGCCGCCGCGCCUCCUGCAGAGAGCUUGCGAGGCAGGGCGGGCUGCCGGGUCCUCUCGGGUUUGCCGACUUUUUGCAGACUUUUGUUGACGAGCGCGU